This is a messenger RNA of Prinia subflava (tawny-flanked prinia), 1405 nucleotides long. It is a transcript of the gene PIGM, whose product is annotated as phosphatidylinositol glycan anchor biosynthesis class M. Gene Ontology annotation, molecular function: alpha-1,4-mannosyltransferase activity; GPI mannosyltransferase activity. Gene Ontology annotation, cellular component: membrane; glycosylphosphatidylinositol-mannosyltransferase I complex. NCBI's taxonomy places the organism in Eukaryota, Metazoa, Chordata, Aves, Passeriformes, Cisticolidae. The coding region runs from base 136 to 1383 and encodes 415 amino acids. Gene Ontology annotation, biological process: GPI anchor biosynthetic process. The transcript has a single exon. The record is from RefSeq and is a predicted model, not a curated record.
AGGCGCGGGGCCGCCUCUUCCCCGCGCGCACCGGCGGAAGCGGCUCCGAGCGCGGCCGCCCGCGUCCCCUCCGCGCCGGGACCGCCCGGGCCCGCGUGUCCCCGCUGCCGCUCUCGCCCGCCCCGCAAGGACGGGAUGGCGGGGGCGGGCGCGGCGCUGCUCGCGGGGCUGCUGGCGAGGCUGGCGCUGGUGCUGUACGGGCUGCACCAGGACCGCGCCAUGCGGGUGCGCUACACCGACGUCGACUACCGGGUGUUCACGGACGCGGCGCGGCUGGUGACCGAGGGGCGCUCGCCCUACCGGCGGGCCACGUACCGCUACACGCCGCUGCUGGCCUGGCUCCUGACCCCCAACGUGCUCCUCGCCGAGGUCUUCGGGAAGCUGCUCUUCGUGGCCGGGGACCUGGCGGCUGCCGUCGUCGCCUACCGGGCCCUGCGGCGCCGGGGGGCCGCCGCCCGCCGCGCCUGUGGGUGCUGCGCCGCCGCCUGGCUCCUCAACCCCCUGCCCAUGGCCGUGUCCAGCCGGGGCAACGCGGAGGCGCUGGUGGCGCUGCUGGUGCUCGCCACCCUGUACUGGGUGGAGGCGGGCAGCGUGGGCAAGGCCGCCGUGUGCUACGGGCUGGCCGUGCACAUGAAAAUCUACCCGCUGAGCUACGCGCUGCCCAUAGCGCUCCGCCUGCGCGCCGCGCCGGGCCGCGGAGCGCUGGGCGCGCCGGGCGACAGAGCGGCAACGUUCACGGUCAUGGCGCGCCUCUGGCACCUUUUCCUAGAGACGCUGAACCGCGACGUGCUGCUCUUUGGAACAGUUGCCGGAUCGGUGCUGGCUGCCUUGACUGUGACCUUUUAUCACCUCUAUGGCUGGGAGUUUCUGGAGCAUGCUUACCUCUAUCACCUGACUAGGAGGGAUAUCCGCCAUAACUUCUCUCCCUAUUUCUACAUGUUGUACUUGACGGCAGAGAGCAAAUGGAGUUUUGCCCUUGGGCUCGCAGCUUUCCUUCCCCAGGUGCUUUUGCUCCUGGUUGUGUCCAUAGCAUUCUACAGAGACCUCGCCUUCAGUUGUUUCCUACACACCGCUAUUUUUGUGACUUUUAACAAAGUAUGCACGUCCCAGUACUUUGUCUGGUAUCUCUGCCUUUUGCCCCUUGUAAUGCCUAGCAUUAAGAUGUCCUGGCAUCGGGGCGUGCUGCUUCUCUUUCUGUGGUUCAUCGGACAAGGCCUGUGGCUUACUCCUGCAUACUUUCUGGAGUUCAAAGGAUAUAACACUUUCUUAUUUAUAUGGUUGGCAGGCUUGCUUUUCCUGUUAAUUAAUAGCUUCAUAAUUGUUCAGAUUAUUUCACAUUAUCAGAAAGAAGCACAAGUUGUAAAAAAACUGAAACAACGGUAAUAAACUGACCAAAAUCCAGAAA